This is a messenger RNA of Metarhizium brunneum ARSEF 3297, 564 nucleotides long. RefSeq lists its product as uncharacterized. Lineage: Eukaryota; Fungi; Ascomycota; Sordariomycetes; Hypocreales; Clavicipitaceae. The record is from RefSeq and is a predicted model, not a curated record.
AUGAGCUCCGGCACAGACUUUCCGUGUCAAAAGGGCGCACUUCUCGGCUCGCUCUUGUCGAUACUCGGCAUUCACCUGCUAUCGCUGCCUCUAUUUGCUCGAUUCCUCAACAGUCGGCGCAAUACCCGUCGAAAAAUUAACGUCGACUUGGUGACGAACAACCACAACAUUUGGAUAACAACCAUCGGGAAAGAGGGGACGAAGUCAUAUGCCACCUACACGGCCGACCUUGGCGGAGCCAAGGCUGUAUGUUCGGAAAACCAUUCUGUAGAGAUCGUCGAGAACUGGCCGAAUCCACCAGACGGCAAACGCCACCACUUGGGCACCAUUGAUGCAGACCAGAGGGACAUGGACUGUUUGAGAGACGCGAUUCUCCAAAGCAGCCCCGUCAUCAGCCCCUUCCCCUUCGACGCCGUCGUCCUCGUUUGGAACAUUCUUUACCGGCAAGGGUAUCUGGGUGAGGAAAAAUUCAGAGCGGGAGAAGCAACGUUGACAGACUGCGUUGACGAAAUGCUUGUCCGGAGUGGGUGCACAGAACUGCCCUUCAAAGCCUACCGGGAGUAA